UAACCGCACACUUUCCUCUAGAUGCAGUUCACCUACAUCUUUGCGCGCUGUUUCCUCGUCUAGCUAUAUUUGCCCCUUACGUGUGGUUCAAGCAGGACGGUUGGAGACAGUGGAUAGUUCGGGUGCUGUUGGAACUUCGGGACUUGUACCGGCCGGCUAACGAGCUACGAUGGCGGGUGGCAAUAUCAAGGUGGUUGUGAGGGUGCGACCGUUUAAUAGUAGAGAGAAGGAUCGUGGCGCAAAAUGUAUUGUUCAAAUGAAAGACAGCCAGACGGUCCUGAUCCCACCCCCUGGAGCAGAGAAGAGCGCCGGAAGUAAAGCCGCAAAAGAUGGUGGCCCUAAAGUUUUCAAUUUCGACAGGAGUUAUUGGAGUUUUUCUAAGAGUGAUCCUAGUUACGCGGGCCAGGAGAAUCUGUUCGACGACCUCGGAAGACCAUUGCUAGAUAAUGCCUUCGAAGGUUAUAAUAAUUGCAUUUUUGCUUACGGCCAGACUGGGUCUGGGAAAUCGUACUCUAUGAUGGGCUACGGUGAGGAAUACGGUGUAAUUCCGAAAAUUUGCCAGCAUAUGUUUGAGCGGAUAACUACUCAACAAACGGAUCCAAAUCUGAAAUGCACCGUCGAAGUAUCCUAUCUAGAGAUUUACAAUGAACGAGUUCGCGAUCUCUUAAAUCCAAGUACGAAAGGCAAUCUCAAAGUUCGAGAACAUCCUUCAUUAGGCCCAUAUGUUGAAGACCUUGCGAAACUCGUAGUGAGCUCCUUCAGCGAGAUCGAGCAUCUCAUGGACGAGGGAAACAAAGCAAGAACCGUUGCUGCCACAAACAUGAAUGAGACAUCGUCACGUUCCCACGCUGUUUCCCGAAUCAGUCUUGUUGAUUUGGCUGGUUCUGAGAGAGCUACGUCUACUGGUGCCACUGGUGCGAGGCUAAAGGAGGGGGCUGAAAUCAACAGGUCCUUAUCCACACUGGGCCGUGUGAUUGCAGCUCUGGCAGACCUAUCCUCAGGAAAGAAGAAGAAUGCAAACAUGGUCCCUUAUCGGGACUCCGUCUUGACCUGGUUACUUAAAGAUUCUCUCGGUGGCAAUAGUAUGACAGCCAUGAUAGCAGCUAUUUCACCGGCCGAUAUCAAUUUCGAUGAAACUCUUUCUACCCUUAGAUAUGCCGACUCAGCCAAGAGAAUCAAGAAUCAUGCGGUCGUGAAUGAGGAUCCAAAUGCCAGAAUGAUCCGAGAGCUCAAGGAAGAGUUACAACAAUUGAGACAGAAACUAUCUGGUGGCGGUUCGAUGCCAGAAGAGAAUUAUGCCCCAGACACGCCGCUUGAAAAGCAAAUUUUGCUAGGCGAUUUGAAUCAAACCUGGGAAGAGAGGUUGGAAAAGACGCAACAAAUUCACAAGGAGCGUGAGGCAGCACUUGAGGAGCUGGGGAUUAGUAUAGAAAAAGGAUUUAUCGGGCUCUCGACCCCAAAGAAGAUUCCUCAUCUUGUCAAUCUCAGCGAUGACCCACUGUUGGCCGAAUGUCUAGUCUAUAAUAUCAAGUCAGGAACCACAUUAGUUGGAAACGUCGAAACCUCCACCACUGCUCAAAUUCGCCUGAAUGGUUCAAAGAUUCUAACCGACCACUGCCGAUUUGAAAAUGAAAAUGGUGUCGUGACAUUAAUCCCUGAUCAAAAAGCUGCUGUCAUGGUCAACGGGUUGAGGAUUGAUGGCCCCAGAAGAUUACGGACAGGUUAUCGCAUUAUCUUAGGCGACUUCCAUAUAUUCAGAUUCAACCAUCCGCAAGAGGCCCGCGCAGAGCGAGACAAACUAAGGCAAUCUGCAACAAUGAACUCUGACCACCCUGAGGAGAGAUUGAGGCUCAUAAAGGAUGAGAUGCAGGCCCAAUUAGGGAAACAGAAAGAAGAGUAUCAGCAAAAGCUCAAAGCUACCGAGGAAGCUCAUGUCGAGAUCGAGGAGAUCAAAGCUGAGAGAGUCAAAAUGCAGGAAAGGCUUGAAUUGGCUAAGAAGGAAAUGCAAGAGAAGUUGGAGUUACAACGAAAGGAGUAUGAAAGCCGACUCGAAGAGAUAUCACUUUCUCCCCCAAAGGCUAGAGAGUUUGAUGAUGGUCUAUCAGAUAUGGAAAAGAAGCUGGCCAGAUUCGCGUUUGACCAUUGGCGUAAGCGAAGAUAUGUACGGAUGGCAGAGUCGAUACUACAACACGCUGCGAUCUUGAAAGAGGCGCAGAUAAUGAGCAAUGAAAUGGAGAAGUCGGUGGUAUUCCAGUUCACAAUUGUGGACGAAGGCCACACGUUUCAGUCGAGUUACGAUUUAGUGCUGAACGGAGUAUCGGCUGAAGACGACGAGUUUCUUGACAUGGCACGAAAACCCUGUGUCGGUGUCCGUGUGAUGGAUUUUGAGACCAAUGCCGUUCACCUCUGGUCUUUGGAAAAACUACAGAACCGUGUGGGCCAGAUGAGGCAAAUUUAUCAAUACCUGGAUAGGCCGGAGUAUCUGCAGCACCUUCGCCCCAGAGACCCAUUCUCAGAGCCAACUCCCCAACAAUACUCUUUGAUUGGAGACGUUGAUGUUCCCUUGACGGCAAUAUUUGAGUCACGUCCUCAGGAUUUUGUACUUGACGUCAUAUCACCCCAUACGGCGAGUGUGGUUGGCAUCAUCAAACUCGCACUUGAACCUUCAUGGGCGGAAGCACCCUCGUCAACUCUCAAAUUCAACGUUGUGAUGCGAGAGCUACAAGGUUUUGCGGAACGGGAGGGAUCAUCGGUUCAUGCUCAAAUGUUCAUUCCCGGUAUAUCUGACGAGAGUGGUGCCACUACAACUGGUAUGAUAACGGAUUUUGACGAAGGGCCAGUGAAAUUUGGAAGUACACAUCCUAUGAGUAUGCCUCUCGGAGCCCCACUAAGAAAUACUACUCUUCGAGUGGCCAUAUUUGCAAAAAUCACAAGCAUGCAUCUCGAGAAACUUAUCAGUUGGGACGAUAUGCGAGACCCCAAACCCACAUCGCCUCAGAAAAAACGGGGUGCUCGACUGAACGAGACAGAGUUCUAUACCGAGGAGAAGCAUGACGUUUUUGCCCGCGUCCAAAUACUGGAGCUGUCAGAGUCUGGGGAUUAUCUUCCAGUUGAGGUUAUCCAACAAUCUGAAACUGAUCCUGGACUAUUCCAGUUACGCCAGGGACUGCAACGUAGGGUCCAACUUAGCCUUACGCAUAAUUCGGGAGAUGCUUUCCAAUGGAGCGAUAUCACGCAACUUCGAAUCACUUCAGUGCGGCUCCUUGACCCCCGGGGGAAAAUACCUGAUAUGUCAUCGCCAACCCGCGAAAUAAAACUCAACACAGUUCUAGGACCCGUGGUUAAGAAGAACUCCGAUGGUACUGGCACAAUCGGUGUUGUUGCUCAGUGGGAUUCCAGUCUCCAUAACUCCAUAUACCUGGAUCGAACCACGGCAGACAAGUACCGUGUCCAAAUGAAUCUCCGGUGGAAUGUAGUUUCCGACAAGUUAUCGGAGCCAAUCGCCUUCUCGCAGGACGUUUUUUCACAGGUGCAGCCCAGAGUACUUAAAAGCCCUAAUAAAUUCAUGCAGCUGUGGAAUAACAACAGAAUUACGCAUGCAAGUGUGGGACUCUUCCAAUUGGUUGUUCGGCCAGCUGCAGCUCGUAGGGCGGGCGACCUCUGGAGAAUGAAUACCAUGCACCGAUAUGUGAAGGGCGAAGAAUAUCUUGGCGAGUGGACACCUCGCGGUGUAAGUUUGGUGAGGGACUUCCUCAGGGCGAAGAGGAAAAGAAUCAGGGCCGCUGAAGUCGAGAACGCCAAAGGGUUCUUAAGCUCUUUACCAGUAACCAGAAAUGUGACACCAAAGCCCGGGGCGGGGGAGCUCCCAGCAGAAAUGUCUCGUGAGGGCACCAGGGAGAUCACGCCGCAGGAAAGUUCUUCUGGUGAAGCCAUGGAACUUAGCGAGGAAAGGGGCGAAGUCGGUGGGGAGCCUGAGUUAGCAGAUAAUACGAAGAUAAUUGAAACUAUUCAGGAAUAUCCCCCAACUAAAGACGUGCAGGAUGAGGAUGGGGCUCCAAAGGACCCGCCAGAUUGGGCUUCAGAAUACACACCAGCUGAGACUCCGGCAGGAAGUGCAGGAGGGAAUUCUGAGAGCAGCCCGAGAGAGAGCCGUCAGGGGAGUCCAAGGAGGAACUCAGCAGAAACACCGGAAAGGGCACUAUUGAGCGAGUCGAUUGCGAGCGAAAGCGCCGCCCCAAGAGGACAGGAUCCACAUGUACAUGUGCUACGGAGAUAUGUGGAUUUGUGGUCCUCAUGGAAAGACCCCAGCGAGAAUAUACUUGUCCGACAGAACACGGAACCUCCACAGGAUGCAGCUUGCUUUGCUGAGCCAACAGAAGCUGACCCUCCGCGAUUGAUUGCCGAGGUCCGGCAGAUUCCCAAAAGUACCUCAGUGUUGAAGUCGGGUUAUCUGUUUGUGCCAGAUGAAUCCAAUAAGGCAUGGAUCAAGAGGUACUUUGAACUGCGACGGCCCUAUCUGCAUGUUCACUCGAUCACAGACGGAGAAGAAAUCACAGCCAUCAAUCUCACCCACUGCCACAUCGACCAUAACCCUCACGUUCGAAAACUCCUAAGAAGACAGAACAAUAAUAUAUUUGCUCUGUACACACCGCUCAAUACCUAUCUCUUCGGGGCGAAGAGCGAACGAGAGAUGAUCGAAUGGAUAUUAAAGAUAGACCAAUCUCAUUUUGACACCAACACUAGUCGGAGCAACACGCCUGCCGACGAAUAGAGAAGAGCACCCUUGGGUUAGCGUUAAUGAAUGCCGUCCUAUAUCGUGAAUCGUGGGGAAGGCGAUUGCAAGAUGAUACAGCAGAAAUGAGUGUUUGUGUUUGUCUUUUUCUUUUUCUUUUUUCCUCAAAAAGGGUGUUCAGGGCUUCUUCGUUUUUCUCCUUUCUUUCGCUUCUUCGAUCGAAGGCCGACUGUUCGUUUCUCAGUUUGUUUUUCGAUAAAGCUUUAGAGUUUGGCGUUUGAUUCUUUCCUUCCUCACCAGAGGGUUUUCUACGGGGAGGCGGGUGUGGGGCACUCAUCGUAGAGAUGAGAGGGAAGGUUUGGUAGGCGGAAAGGGAAUUAUGCUUAUGGGCUCUCUGGUCAGGCUUGCAGCAUCACGAUAAGUGACGAAAGCAGUGUUUUCUUUUCUGUUUUUUUUCCCUUUCUUUUCUUUUCCCCGUUUCUCUCCCUCUUCCACUUACACUUUAAAGGUCUCAUUAGAGUGAUCCUUCGUAAGACACUGCUUUUCGAUAGUGUCUGACGAAGAUGAUUACGAUGAUCACGAUGACAACCAUUACCCCCCUGAAGAUAUCCAUUACAGUAGUUGCACUGUACCCGAGUAUAGUAUAAUACUAUUCAAAGUUUAGCCCU
This is a messenger RNA of Tuber melanosporum (Perigord truffle), 5400 nucleotides long. RefSeq lists its product as uncharacterized. The transcript is spliced from 13 exons. The record is from RefSeq and is a predicted model, not a curated record. Gene Ontology annotation, molecular function: ATP binding; microtubule motor activity; microtubule binding. Gene Ontology annotation, cellular component: microtubule; kinesin complex. Bases 170 to 4771 code for a protein of 1533 amino acids. NCBI's taxonomy places the organism in Eukaryota, Fungi, Ascomycota, Pezizomycetes, Pezizales, Tuberaceae. Gene Ontology annotation, biological process: cytoskeleton-dependent intracellular transport; microtubule-based movement.